CUUCUUCCUACGGAUCACAUGUAUUUUGGACACCGAUUGGUUGAAAUAGCGGGUACAGUGAUGCACAAUAUGCAACAUCAACAGUGUGUUGUUUUUGCUGCUGUACAGAUGGUGUUAUAAACGUAGUACGUGGAACAACCAACUUCAUCGUCAGUGUGCGGGCGGGGAGCCUUGUGUAUUGUGCUGUUUUGUCUUGCAGCUAACCCACAAGUUAGCUCUUUGUUUUUGAAAUAGUGACUUGUGAUUUUUGUGGACAAUGUUUUAUUUGACAAUUGUGCUGACUUUGAUAUUGCAAGUGUUUACUGCCAAUGUUUUUUUGGUUUCCACAUUAAUGCAUCCGGCAGAUGCACGAACACCGGAUUAUGUUCAACAACAAUCGGAUCAUAAUGUAAACGAUAAUCGUAGUAAAAGAAAUCCUCUUCCUGUCACUGGCUUGUUAAUUGAUGAAAUAGAUUGCCACGAAGAUAUAAGGAGGUUAUGUGAUUCUCUUCCACCGGGAAGUAGUGAUUUAUAUGUUCUGGAGUGUAUUCAGUCUUUCAAGGUUGCAGAAGUUUCUGCAAUUACUGAAAAAUGUCAGCAUAUCAUUUGGAGGCACAUCAAACAUUUAAUUGACGAUGAAAAUCUUAAAGCCAUGACAAAAAAUGCCUGUGGUUCUGAUGUAAACAGAAUAAAUUGCCCAGCAAAUGCAAAUAGUAUUUUAUCUUGCCUUAUUGAUAAUCGUGAUCAAAUUAAGAGUGACACGUGCAGAGAUUUGAUUCAUCGCAUCGAAUGGAUAGCAUUUAGUGAUUUCAGAAUAAUUUCACAGUUCAGCGAAGGUUGUAAGGAAGAUUUUGAGAAAACUCCAUGCGGAAAUCUUCAAGCAAAGGAGGCUUUGUCACAAGGUCGUACCCUGGCAUGCUUACAACAACAUGUAAACGAACUAUCUAAAGACUGCCAGAAGCAAGUUUUCCAUCUGUCAGAAUUACAAGCUGAUGACAUUAAACUCGACAGGCAAUUGUAUCUGGCAUGUGUUGAAGAUCAUCAAAAGUUUUGCGCAGAUGUCCCUCGAGGCAGUGGCAAAGUUUACAAAUGUCUGAUGCAGCAUAAACUAGAUAGGGCUAUGACUAAAGAGUGUCAGGAGCACUUAUCAUGGAGACAGAAGCUUAUUGCUCAAGACUAUAAAGUGAGUCGUGGUCUUGCCAGAGCAUGUCGUGAGGAUAUUAGAACGUAUCAUUGUCGAAGAGCAGUUCAUGAUGAUAAGGACAUCCGACUGGCUCAGAUCCUAUUGUGCUUAGAAGGAGUUAUUCGCAAUGUUUGUUCUCUGUGGUAUCAUGCCAACUGCAAGAAAAGGCCAUUCUUUUCCUCUUUGAGCAUUCUGGAGGUACUGGUGAAGCAGGCUGAUGCAGGCGAAGACUGGCGUGUGGAUCCUGUGCUGCGGGAAGCUUGCAAACCUGUAGUUGAUUCAGCUUGUCAGGACACACGUGGCGGAGAUGCCAGAGUUAUGACAUGUCUCAUGGAAAAGCUGGGAUCUGACCACAUGACAGAUUUUUGUGAGACCACCCUGCUCCAGAUUCAGUAUUUUGUGGCUCGGGACUUUAAACUUGAUCCUCAGCUUUACCGUGAGUGUCGUGAUGAUGCCGCAAGGUUCUGCCAUGCCAAGAGAGUUUGGGUUGACAUGGAUGGCCAGAUGGACCCUGAGAGAGGUCCCCUUGUGUUACCAUGUUUAUACCGUUAUGCUUAUCAUCCUGAUGAAACAAUGAAGAUUCGGCGAGUAAUGCGACAGAGAGCUGUAAGUGUGGAUUUACAACCCGAAAUUGAAGAGGUCUGUUUAGAAGACAUUGCUGCCAACUGCUUUGAAAAGACUGGCAAGGGAGAGGAAAUGCUCUGCCUCCAAGAUAAAUUAGAUUCAUUGAGUCAUGACUGCAAAAUGGCUGUCAGCAACUUCACAGAAGCCCAAGCUGAGCAUGUUGAAUUGAAUCCCAUUAUUAUGUCUUUGUGCAAGAAAAUUAUGGAGCGCCAUUGUGAAGCCGAACUUGAAUCAGAUAAAGAUGAAGGUGACAUUAUGGAUUGUCUCAUUGAGCAUAAAAAUGAACCUGAUGUACGAUCUAACUACAAAUGUCGGGCUGCAGUAGAACACUUUCAAUUGAUUUCUUUAAAAAAUUAUCAUUUUACUUACAAGUUCAAAGAAGCUUGUCGACCAAGUGUCUUAAGAUUCUGUCCCUCUGCAAAGAAUAAACCUGAUGUGAUUGCAUGUUUGAGUGAAAUAAUGCGAAAUGACACAAUUAAGGAGAACAAGCAUAAUAUUCCCAAAGAAUGUAGACAACAGUUGCGAGCUCAGCUUCUCCAACAGCGUGAAAAUAUUGACUUGAAUCCAAAGCUGAAAGCAGCCUGUGACUUGGAUAUUAGAAGAUUUUGUGAUAAAACAUCUAAGGGAUCUGCCCAGAUAUUGGAGUGCUUACAACAACAAAACAAGAAUUUGCUGAGUAGUAGUUGCCAUCGAAUGGUCUUCAAUGUAGAGAGGCAAGAAUUGCAGGACAGUUCAGUUGAUUAUGUGCUUCUAACUACAUGCCAACAAAUGAUUCGCCAGUUUUGCCACCAGGAGGACCACCUGAUUUGUUUGAAGAGGUACAAAGAUGAAACUACAUUUGAUCCAAAAUGCAGAACCAUUGUGGUGCGUCGAAUGAUUGAACAAAGUACAGACUAUCGUUUUAAUCCACUCCUGCAAAAAGGCUGCAAACGUGAUAUUUCAAAGUUCUGUACAGAAAUUGUGGCCUCUGAACCUACCGAUUCUGAGCUUAAUGGAAAAGUAAUAAAGUGUCUAAAGAAAAAAUUCAGAGAUAGAAAAUUAAGCUUGGAUUGUGAACGACAGAUGACAAUAAUACUUAGAGAAGCUGCACUGAAUUACAAACUCAACCCUCUUCUAGAGUCAAUGUGCAAAAAAGAUAUUGAUAAUUUAUGUGCUAAUUACGUGGAGUCGGAUGGAGCAGGUGCUGUGGAGGAGUGCUUGAAAAAUGCAUUUUAUGAGCGCCGCAUUGAACAGAAAGAAUGUCAAGUAGAGGUAGCCAGUCUCAUUGAAGAAGCAAAAGCUGAUAUUCAUGUAGAUCCAUUGCUUCAUGAAGCAUGCAGUAUUGACCUUUCCAAAUAUUGUUACAAUAUUCCACAAGGCUCUGGACGUCAUAUACAGUGUCUACAAGCAAAGCUGUCAAAUCAACAGUUGCAACCUGACUGUUACAAAAUGCUUACAAAGCGAAUGGAAAUGUUCAAAAUAGCAGCUAAGCAUGGUGGGAGUGAUCUUCAUCAUGGGACUCUUCUGUGGACGUGUUACUCGGAGGACAUUGAUGAUGAAAAACAAGUAACAUCAUAUUUGACAGAGGGCGAGGGAGUGGACGUUUCAUAUACAGUGAAAGCAUUGAAGAAGCAAUUUUUAAGAAAUAUGGAAGGCAUCUUGGCAGCUCAUUUGUUGCUGAAAUUUAUCAUUCAAUUAUCACAUGCAACAUCUGUAAAGAUUUGCAGAAAAUAUGAUUAUCAAUUAUACACAUUUUAA
Molecule: messenger RNA, 3523 nt
Organism: Gryllus bimaculatus (two-spotted cricket)
Lineage: Eukaryota; Metazoa; Arthropoda; Insecta; Orthoptera; Gryllidae
Source: the annotation of a GenBank genome assembly